Humulus lupulus (European hop) is the source of this 2309-nucleotide messenger RNA. RefSeq lists its product as uncharacterized. NCBI's taxonomy places the organism in Eukaryota, Viridiplantae, Streptophyta, Magnoliopsida, Rosales, Cannabaceae. The transcript has 6 exons. The record is from RefSeq and is a predicted model, not a curated record. The coding region runs from base 257 to 2182 and encodes 641 amino acids.
CGGAAAUUGACGACAUCAAGCAAACGAAAUUUGGGCCUAAAAUUUAGCACGAGUUCAGUUCCUUAUUCAUGUUUGCGGAUACUUGCUUCAAAUCCCAAAUCUGAUAAAAAAAAUCUCUCUCCCUUUCUAUGUAGGGAUUUUGGCGGUUUCCUUUUUCUUUUCAUUUUUCAAGUGAACCAUUCUUGGUGGGGAAAGCGAAGAAUAUUGCUGUUUUUGGUCUCUUAUAAUAUGCAAUUUCUCCAUAAGUAAAUUAACCAUGGUUGAGAGCUCGAAGAAACAGACGAAGGGUUUGAUCAGCGAAGAAGAGAUUUCCACUCUCUUACAUAGGUAUUCGGCAACAACGGUGUUGACAUUACUUCAUGAAGUAUCAAACUGUUCAGAUUUGAAGAUUGAUUGGAAUGCGUUGGUGGAGAAGACAUCGACUGGGAUUUCUAAUGCCAAUGAGUAUCAGAUGCUGUGGCGCCAUUUAGCUUAUCGCCAAUCUUUGCUUGAAACUUUUGAAAAUGGAGCAGGAGCUCAACCUAUGGAUGAUGAUAGUGACUUGGAGUAUGAGUUGGAAGCUUUCCCUACUCUUAGCGGUGAACCUCUAGCUGAGGCUGCAGCAUGCGUGAAGGUGUUGAUUGCAUCUGGAUCAUCAAGUGACUCCAUCCCUUGUGGCUCAACAGUUGAGGCACCUUUGACCAUAAAUAUACCAAAUGUCCAGUCUUCUAGAGCUUUAGAACAAUCAAGUUGUUCCAUGCAAGGGACAAAUAUUACAGUUCCAGUGUCGGUCCAGAAGCAACCUGUACCUUCAGCAACAAUUGCUGACCAAGAUAUGAAUGGAUUAGCUGGUGGCAACUUGCAUAGGAGGAAGAGAAAACCAUGGUCCGAGGCUGAAGAUUUGGAACUUAUUGCUGCUGUGCAGAAAUGUGGUGAAGGGAAUUGGGCAAAUAUCUUAAGAGGAGACUUCAAGGGCGACCGAACCGCCUCACAACUUUCUCAGAGGUGGGCCAUCAUUAGAAAGAGACAUGGGAACUUGAAUCUGGGAGGCCAUUCAAACGGGACCCAACUUUCUGAGGCCCAGCUGGCAGCUCGUCAUGCAGUAUCCCUAGCCCUGAAUAUGCCAGUUAAAGGCCUAGCAGCUGGAGCUACGACUACUAAUAACUCAGCUGUUACAAAUUCCAUCAAUAACUCAGUCGGGACAAAUGGAACUAAAAAUUCUCUUGCUACCGGUGCUUCUGAAACUUUAAUGGGUGGCUGCGGCUUUUUACAAUCACAAAAGCAGGCUCAAGAACACCUCACAUCAAAACCAUCUCCAGUGGGGUCACUGGGUCCCACAGCAAAACCUCGAUUACCCCUUAAAAAGCCUGUCUUGAAAUCUUCUCCAAGUUCAGAUGCCAUGGUAAGAGCCACUGCUGUAGCUGCUGGGGCACGCAUUGCUUCUCCAUCAGAUGCUGCUUCUUUGCUCAAGGCUGCUCAGGCAAAGAAUGCUGUGCAUAUUAUGCCCUCAGGCAUUGGUUCUAUCAAGGCCACCAGUGGCAUGUCCACCCUCUCGGAGGGUCAUCCUAAUGUACACUAUAUCCGUACUGGCCUAGCAUCUGCACCAAUUUCCACAUACUCUGUUGCCACACCUAGUGCUCCAUCCAUUAGUUCAGUUAAAGCCAUUCCCCCUGCAGUUCAGCAUACUCCAACUAUUAAUGCCCAAUCAGAUGUAUCUUCUAAGCAGAAAAAUGAUGUGAGCUAUACUCCUCCGGUCUGCGAAGUUCCCUCAAAACAAGCCAUUAAGACAGAAGAAAUAACAAUGUCUGAAUUGGGGCCUUCCAUGAAAGAGCAAAUGCAGGGUGAUCGAGCUUGUAUCUCUUCUAAUUCUAUGGGUGAAGUAGUCAAAGAAAAUAAAGUGACAUCACCAGAUUCCAAGGUUGGGAUAAAUGGUACAUCAGAGAGUUUGGUUAGUCCAGUGAAUGUGACAUCAUCUUUGAAUGAUCAAGUUAUUGCAGACAUCCAACCAAAAAAUAGGGAAAGUGAGAAGGAUAUUGAAAUGAUGAGUUCAGUAGCUAGAGCAGGUGAGAAUGAUGAUGUUGUUGAGGAAGAUGGUGAGAAUCAAAACAUGGAUAAGAUGGAGGAAGAUCCAUCGGUAGCGAAGGCAGAUGCCUGCAGUGAGAAAUUGGAGACUGUAUGCAAAGAAGCUGACACUAAUAGUUGAAGGGGGGAGUAAAUUGCUCAAAUUAUUAUUUCUUUUUAAUUGAAUUUAUUAGGAGUUGUGUAUUGUAGAUCAGAUGUUAAAGAAUCUUUUGGGAAUUGAAGGAUGGAAUGAAGCAUUCGAUUAUGUA